Ostrinia furnacalis (Asian corn borer) is the source of this 1751-nucleotide messenger RNA. RefSeq names its product protein tyrosine phosphatase domain-containing protein 1. The transcript is spliced from 12 exons. NCBI's taxonomy places the organism in Eukaryota, Metazoa, Arthropoda, Insecta, Lepidoptera, Crambidae. Gene Ontology annotation, molecular function: protein tyrosine phosphatase activity. Bases 12 to 1751 code for a protein of 579 amino acids. The record is from RefSeq and is a predicted model, not a curated record. Gene Ontology annotation, biological process: protein dephosphorylation; cilium assembly.
UGGCGAAGCUAAUGUUCAACAAAGACCGCCGUAAGUCCAGCAUCAACUUCGUGAAUUUCCGACGCUUCCAUUUUCUGGACAGAAGCCGCGAGUCCCGUCGCCGCAUCAACCACCCUCCCACCGCUCUAUACAGCACGAUCGGCGAGCGCGUGCGAACGAGCACUCCUUCGGCUCUCCAGUGCGCACUGUUUUGUGGAGGCUCGCGUUGCCAGUAUGAACAGCCACAGCCUCGCAACGCUGCUGUACAGGGGCUCUACUCUGACUGGAUCACGGACGACAUUCUGGCGAUGGCGCGGCCGAGCACCGCGAGCAUCGCCGCCAGAAACAUUAUUCAGCAGUUCCACAGCUGGGGCAUCCGCACGGUGAUCAACCUGCAGACGCCGGGCGAGCACGCCAGCUGCGGCCCGCCGCUCACCAAGUCCGGGUUCACCUACGACCCCAACGUCUUCAUGGCCAACGACAUAUACUAUUACAACUUCGCGUGGCCCGACUACGGAGAGGCGACUCUGAGCGGCCUGCUGGACAUGGCCAAGGUGCUCUCCUUCGCCCUGCAGGAGGGCCGGGUCGCGAUACACUGUCACGCAGGUCUGGGUAGAACCGGCGUGCUAAUAGCGUGCUACCUGGUCUACUCCCUUCGGGUGCGAGCCAACGACGCCAUCCGGCUGGUGCGCAAGAAGCGGCCGCGGUCGGUGCAGACGUCUGGCCAGAUCCUCUGCGUGCAGCAGUUCGAGCACUAUCUCCUACCGCAGACUGUUGUGUUCAGCUCCAAAGAACCGCUUAUGUUGACCAAAGAUCGCAAGACGGCUGAAUUUACAAUUAGACAAUAUUUGUACAGACAGCGCGCCACUCUACAUGGACUUGACGAGAGAGCUUUCAAAGAACUCCCUAAGAUUGUCUACACCCUCUGCGAGCGUCUACUCAAGCUGUGUGGCUGUCACCACAGCGUCGGGCUGGACUUUCGCGUGAAGAACAGACCCUUUUACAAGUCUUUCCUUGUGUACCGUUUGAAACAGAGCAAGCCGCCUGACCCCACCACGCCUGAAGAGGUGGCUUCAUCAGACCACGUGACAGCACUACCCAUGGUGGACUGGCGCGAUCCCGUGGAGGAGGACAUCUACAGAAACCUGGAGUGCGUCACCAGGAUCACGGGCACCUCCACAAAUGGGCACGUGCCAGCACUUCAUAUACACGAGGCGUUCGUAGUGGAUCACCAUAGUCUUCCAGAAGAUAAGCAGAAGUAUCUGAAACAGCUUAGAAACGACAUAAACCAAAGAAAAGAGGCGAUAACCAGAAUAGACGAAGAGGAGGAUCCAGCAAUUUUAUCAGGACUGCUAUGCGAGUGGCUGGAAGGCCUCAAGCAGCCAAUCCUGGAUCGCGAGGACCUGUCCAUCAUAGUCGGUCGCGCGCAUAAUGUGGAGUCAUGCAUAUUAGCAUUACAGAUGGAGGACAUGAUGCUAAUAGAGUAUCUGCUUCGCUUCGUCACGCGUCUGCGACCUCUCGCCGCUGCCAAAAAAAUCGACAUUAUAAAACGCCUGCUAGCCUCUCUCACCCACCAAACCGUGAUGCUGGCUGGCCGAUGUCUUCCAACGCGCAGGGACUUUUCCCGCCUUCGGGAGGGCACCUGCACCCAAGCUGUCAACUUCAUGCUGCGAAUGAUAGUGGAAAUCCAGAAGGACAUGCUCAAGUCGGGAAGGGACGAUGCUGAUGUUGUCGUCCCUUGUAGGAGAUUGAAAAUAAAGGCUUGGAAAUAA